UUAAAGAUGAGAUCUCGGAAAACAUGAUUCGAUACUUUAUGAUGAUUUGAUAUGUCGUCAUUCGACUAUAAAUACAGGCUAACACCUGGUGCCAUAAAAGAGGCGGUUCUAUCCACCUUUCAGUCAGAUAUUUCAGAUUCUUCACCCAGGAAUUCACACGAAUCACUAUCACCAAGGACUUCACAAAAUGAAACAAUUGUAUUCAGAGAAAAAUGCCAGUAUUGCAUCAUUUCUAGGUCGAUUCUGGGCGUUUUGACACUGACGAGAGAGUCCCUGACCUUUGAGCCAGAUAUCAGAGACGUAAACGUAGAUGAACACGGUCAAGGAUAUUAUCAGAUACACGUAGAUAUGGAGAAUAUUCUAGAGUGCGGCUGUAUAGGCGGACCUUCCCAGGAGUUGCUCGGAUUGGAAGAUAUGCGAUGUAACGGCUUCCUACAAGUGGUCCUAAAGCAGUAUUCCGAUAGUUUUGAAACAACACACUACUCCAGCGGCUCUAGUUUCGAAUCUACAUUACCUGAUCCAAUGCCAGAAAGGAGUAAAAAGUCAGUAGGUUUUAAUUUUUCAAGAAUAGGUUCAGCAAUUUUCUCAGUUUUACCAGGACACAAGGGUAAGAAUAGUAAGCUUUUUAAAAGGAGUAACUCACACGUAUCGAUUCUAUUUGGCUUUUUUAACAAGGAAUUGGCUUACAAAUGCACAAACAAACUCAUGUCACUUUUGGAUAUGUGCAAUAACUCAACGCCUUCCUCAGAUCGGUCAAGAAUCACAAGGAUCCCUUUUUCAAGUAAUAGCUUAAUUGAGAGUUGGAAUACGCUAACUGAUGCGCCGGAGGAACUGGAUGAACCAAAUGAUAAGUAUGUCAAUUUGGAUCAUUUCAGUGCUAUUGGAAAUAGAAGUAAAAUUUUAACCUUUGACAUGGUCAGGAAAUUAAAUUCAUAUUUACCUGCGAGUGUUGCGAUUAGGGAGUGGAUUCUAAGUUUCGAAACAGUCCACGACGGAGUAAGUUACCACACCUUUUACAAGAAUCUCGAAAAUAAGGACAACUGUAUAAUAGUAAUAGAAGAUUCAAAAGGUGGAGUUUUCGGCGCUUUCACGCCUCAAAUCAGGUAUAAUCUUAGGUUUUACGGCUCAGGAGAAACUUUUGUGUUCAAAUUUCAAAGGGGAAACAUAAAAGUUUUCAAAUCUCAAGGCAAGAACAGGUGUUUCAUUUACUCCAGUGAUCACUCAGUAAUCAUUGGAGGAGGAAAUAACCCGGCCAUUACCAUAGGUAAAGCGUUCAAAGUGGGAACAACAGCACAUAGUGAAACAUUUGAUAAUGAACCGCUUUCGGACGAUUACCACUUUGAAAUCAAACACAUGGAAGUCUGGACCUUUGGAGGCUUUCUAACAUCGUAAAUUUUUAAUUUCAAUUAUUUU
Molecule: messenger RNA, 1413 nt
Organism: Theileria parva strain Muguga
Lineage: Eukaryota; Apicomplexa; Aconoidasida; Piroplasmida; Theileriidae
Gene: TLDC2
Product: TLD family protein
Exons: 1
Coding region: 52-1392 (446 amino acids)
Source: RefSeq, a predicted model, not a curated record